Molecule: messenger RNA, 2041 nt
Organism: Salmo salar (Atlantic salmon)
Lineage: Eukaryota; Metazoa; Chordata; Actinopteri; Salmoniformes; Salmonidae
Product: claudin domain-containing protein 1
Cellular component (GO): membrane
Source: RefSeq, a predicted model, not a curated record
CAUUAUCUUCGAGCUAUGAGUAAAACUAUAAUACCCAGCAUUCCACUGCCGCCUGCCGGAAAAGGAAAACGCAUGGAUGUAUGUGUUUACAAUCUUUCUUAACAAGCUUAAGUUCGCAGGUGCUGUUCCUCAUGAAACAAGUGUAGGCGAUACCGGCAAAAGAAAAUAAUGACACAUGUAUUAUUCGCUACUACUCAUUUAGUACGAUAUAACAGAAUGUGUUUGUUUCGUACUUGUAGAACAGGCGGGGAAGCCAAAUAAUCUGUCGCAUCGUCAGGCCACCCACCCACCAUAUGCAGCAGUGAUUUUUAAGAAGUGGGACAAGCGAACAGAUGGCGCAUCUAGGCUGCGCGCGACAGGGACACCUACAGUGUUGAAACAGUGUUGGAUAUGAACAAGGGAGCUUGUAAAGGCGUGUUUUAUGUAGUCUACAUCUUUGCCAUUUCUGAGUGGAUUGGAUAAUAUUACAUCGCAGAAUUUCCCACUGCCUCUUGAACCGUUGCUUGAGCCUACUCUACUUUGGCGCGGGUAUUGGAAAACACGUAGUGACAGGGCCAUCGCCACCGGUAGCUAUAAUCAGAGAGGAAGAGGCGAAGCGAAGCCUUUGCUAUAAUCUCCUAUUUGACAUCUCUCUCAGUUGGUAAACAAUGGUUGACAACCGUUAUGCCACGGCUUUGGUUAUCAGCUGUGUGCUCAGCGUGCUGGCUACGGUGUACCUGUCUGUAGCGGUUGGGACGCAGCACUGGUACCAGUACACCAGUCCCUCGGUGCGCGGCGAGGCCAACAUAUCCGAACUGCGGUCGCUGCAUGAUGAAUUCAUGGACGGGGAAUUCGAUGAGAAGACCUACAGUGACACGCUCUUCCGUCUCAACGGGACCAUAGGCCUCUGGUGGCGCUGCGUUCUGGUGCCACCUCUUACCCACUGGUACAAGGAGUCAGAUCCAAAGAUGGUGAUGAAGUGUGUUACCUUCACGUUAACACAGCAGUUUACCCCAAAGUACAAAGAGCCAGGGAAUCACAACAGUGGAGAGGACAUGCUGCGGACCUACUUGUGGAGGUGCCAGUUCCUGCUGCCAUUAAUCUCCUUAGGUCUGGUGGUGCUGGCAGGCUUGAUAGGGUUCUGUGCCUGCCUCUGCCACAGUCUCACCCCCACCCUGGGCAUAGGAAUGCUCCACCUACUGGCUGGGCUGUGUACUCUAGCCACAGUGUGCUGUUACCUGGCAGGGAUGGAUCUCCUCCACAGGGUCUCUGUGCUGCCAGACAAGGUGGACGGCUCCCUGGGCUGGUCCCUCUACCUGGCCCUCAUCUCGUCCCCGCUGCACAUGAUGGCUGCCGCCCUGCUGGUGUGGGCGGCACGCAGCCACAGUCAGAACUACUACCGCAUGACUGCCUACAGGGUAGCAUAGAGACCAGGUCUGCUGGUGCCUGACUAUCUGUUUUAUAUAGGCACAUUUCCAAAUCAAAACCAUAACUCCAACCACAUGAUACUUGUUGAUCUUGAAAUAACUGAAUAGGUAUAUAGAAAAUGCUAAUCUUUGCCCUCUGAUAGGCUACUGGGAUUUUCACCCUAUUGUUUUCACACAGUUGCUUAGCCAGUCAUUUCAGAUCUAUAAAAGUGCCUAGUGUAGGGAUGAGGAGUUGAAAUUGGGAAACAGAGUGACCCAGAACAAAAUGUACAAUUGGUUAGACCAACAAGCAUAUAAUUAUUUAUAAUAGACUUUCCAAACCGUAACCAGCCACAGUCAGAGCUGCUUCCAUUCGACUUUCAUAUGCACUAGCAAGAAAUGUUAUUGGCCCAUGUUUGGAAAAUCAAACCGUUCUGAAAGAAAUAUGUUUAUGGCGAUUGAAGUUAUGUCCAAACAUUUGAGUACAGUACCAGUCAAAAGUUUGGUCAGACCGACUCAUUCCAGGGUUUUCUUAUUCUACAUUGUAGAAAAAUAGUGAAGAAAUCAAAACUAUGAAAUAACACAUAUGGAAUCAUGGAGUAACCCAAAAAAUGUUAAACAAAUGAAAAUAUAUUUUCUAUUUUAGAUUCUUCAAA